Molecule: messenger RNA, 1044 nt
Organism: Mollisia scopiformis
Lineage: Eukaryota; Fungi; Ascomycota; Leotiomycetes; Helotiales; Mollisiaceae
Product: cysteine proteinase
Exons: 4
Coding region: 1-936 (311 amino acids)
Molecular function (GO): acetyltransferase activity
Source: RefSeq, a predicted model, not a curated record
AUGGCGCGGCAUACAUUUACUCGAGAGCAAAUGGACAUGUAUUUCGACCGUAUAUGCAUGCCACAGUCCAAACGAGUGUACGACGUCAUCAACGUUCGGCCAUCUUACCUCUUCAAGAAGAUUGUGCAUCACGAAGGUGUAGGGGGCUAUUGCAUAGAAGUGAACUACCUAUUCCAUCUUAUCCUAUAUAAUCUAGGUUUCAGCGUAUACAUGGCUGGCUCUCGCAUCUUUCAUCCCGACACUAAAACUUAUGGGGGGUGGACGCACGUCGUCAAUAUUGUAACCAUUGGAACCUCCAAGUGUCUUCUAGAUGGCGGGAUGGGUCCCAAUGGGCCGCAUUGCGCCAUGCCCUUGCAAGAUGGGGAGGUUAUAGCGCAGAUUUCGCCGGCCCAGAUGCGUCUUGACUACGAAAGCAUAGGACAGCAUCUAGACAAGUCACAGAAGAUGUGGGUCUUCAGGCACCGCUACGACCAGGAUCUAGAGAUGGUGCCUGUGUAUUGCUUUACGGACCAAGAGUUUACACCCGAGGACGUCGAAAGCAUGAACUUUGAGCCGAUGCUCAAUCCGCAGACGAUCUUUGCGCAUAAGAUUCUCUGUGUGAGGUUCACCACGGACAGAGAGACCAAUGAGGGAAACGGGCCGGGUUCAGCCAGUGAAGAGUCGCUAGAGGGAGAGAUACACGGCUCUCUGUCACUAAAUCACGACAUCCUGAAGUGGCGGCGACAUGGCAAGAAAGAGACCGAGAUUACGUUGAAGAGUGAGGAAAGUAGACUUGAGAUACUCAAGAAAUACUUUGGCAUCACUUUCCUAGCAGAUGACACGGAACCCAUUCAUGGAACUGCGGCUCACAUUGAACUGGGUCCAGCGCAAGGCGCUCCAGCGUUCCAAGCCCCAGCCCUGUGCGCUGCAAUCAAGCCCACGAGGUGUGAUGGAUGACCAAAAGUCUUCCUCUUUCCAAAGAGUUUCGAGGCUACUGCCAGACCAAGCAGGUACUGAGCUUAGGCUUCGUUACUCCUAGUUUAGCGAUUAUCAGCUUGCUCCUAC